Messenger RNA from Gongylonema pulchrum, 819 nucleotides. The record is from the annotation of a GenBank genome assembly. Lineage: Eukaryota; Metazoa; Nematoda; Chromadorea; Rhabditida; Gongylonematidae.
AUGAAAAACGAAGCACCGAAUGGUGUAAAAAAUGUGCUGGGAGCCGAGAUUCAAGGAGCCGGUUCUGAAAUUUCCAAAUCGGUUGUUACAGUCACUCGACAUGGCAAACCGAAGUCAUCGAUCUCACAAAUACAUGAGUGUGCUUUAUACAUGCGUAUGAAUGUUGAAUUUCUUGUUGUUAAAGAAGAGGGGCCGGCGCACGACAGACAUUAUGUGCUACGGUGCAGCCUGAUCUCGGAUGAUAAAGUAAUCUCGGCGGAUGGCGAGGGAAGUAGCAAGAAGAUUGCGAAACAGAAUGCUUGCUCACGAAUGCUCGAACAGUUGAAAUCUGUUGAGUCAUCGCCUAUUUUUAUUGCUGCAAAUGUGAUUAAAUUGCAAAAGAAGGUUGGUCCGCCGAAGGAGCUGAAACGAAAGACAAUAAUCAAAGAUAUGAAAAUGAAUCCAAAUUAUGGCCAUCAGAUCAAUCCGAUUAGUCGCCUGAUGCAAGUGAUGCAAGCACUGAAGCAGAGUGAGCCGAAAUUCCAGCUUGUGGCCGAACGUGGCCAGAGUCGUUACAAAGAAUUUGUUAUGGAGGUGAUCUGCGAUAACGAUCAACGCUGUGAAGGUACAGGGCCGAACAAGAAACUUGCAAAGCGAGCUGCUGCCGAAGCAAUGCUAGCCAAAAUUGGUUAUGUGAAGCCGAUGCCAAAACCCGGAAAAAGCCUGUUGAAGAGGCGACCAAACGAUGUACAGCAGCCAGUUGAAAUUGGAGUAUUCAGUCUGGAGGAAGCCCAGAAAAUCGAGGAACUACUGGACGGCAAAAAAAUCGAAAAAGCAACG